GGUAAGCGCUAAAAGCAUCAAACUAGGCCACUUCUUCCAUAGUCAGUUGUUUACGCCAGCGCUCACGCAAGCCAUGGCCAGUCCGCUUGCGCAAAUAGCUGCACAACUCGCGGCGCCGGGGAAAGGCCUGCUGGCGUCCGAUGAGAGCACGGGAACUAUUGGGAAGCGCUUGGAAAAGGCCGGGCUGCCGAACACGGAGGACAUCCGCCGCUCCUACCGAGAGCUGUACUACACGACGCCCGGCAUGGGGCAGUACAUCAGCGGCGUGAUUAUGUUCAAGGAGACGCUCUACCAGAGCACCAAGGCCGGCCGGCCCUUCGUGGAGGUGCUGGCGGAGCAGGGCAUCCUCGCGGGCAUCAAAGUGGACGAGGGCCUGGAGCCGCUGGCGGGUGCCGCGGACGGCGAGACGCACACCAAGGGGCUGGAGGGACUGGAGGCCAACUGCCGCGAAUACGCGCGCGCGGGGGCCAAGUUUGCAAAGUGGCGUGCCACGCUGAAGGUAACGGACACGCUGCCAUCGGCUCUGGCGGUGGAGCGCAACGCGGACGAGCUGGCGCAGUAUGCCCGCAUUUGCCAGAACUGUGGGCUGGUGCCUGUGGUGGAGCCGGAGAUCCUCAUCGACGGCAACCACUCCCAGGAGCGGUUCGGGCAGGUGACGGAGCAGGUGAUCGGCGCCACGGUGGCGGCGCUUUGGCGGCACGGCGUGGAGCUGGAGGGCUGCCUGCUCAAGCCACAAAUGGUCAUCCCAGGCGCGGACGCGGAGGGCGGCAAGGUGUCAGCGGCAGACGUGGCACGGUGCACCGUGGCGGCGCUGCGCAGGGUGGUACCGCCCGCUAUUCCCGGCAUCAUGUUCUUGUCGGGCGGCCAGACGGAGGAGGAGGCCACCAUCAACCUGGACGCAGUCAACCGGGAGGCGCAGGCGGUGGGCCGCUGCCCCUGGGUGCUGUCCUUCUCCUUCGGCCGCGCGCUGCAGGCCUCGGUUCUGAAGCUGUGGUCGUCGGAUCAGACGCGCGUUGCCGAGGCGCAGCAGCUGGCGCUGGCGCUGGCACGAGUGAACAGCGAGGCGGCCCUGGGCAACUACAACGCCAGCAGCGGCAGCCACCCCUCCACGUUGGGGACCGCCACGCUGCACGAGACCUUCCGCGGCUGGAACGGGCAGCCCGCCGGCAACGGCGCGGCUCAGUAAAUCGCGGCGAGCCGUGGCUAGCAUUGUCUGCCAUGUGUUGCAUGUGUGAGAAGAUUUUACUUAAGUGCUGAAAGGUGCAAGGGCAGUGCCGGCUGUGUGGACGCGGGUUUACGGGUGAGUUAGAUGCCACAGGGGUACAACGGCGCGUUGUCGUAGCGUCUCGCCACUCCAGAGCAACUGCAACGAGAGUCGUUACAUUCUUAUUGAUAUGCGACGGCACAUGUCACCGGGCUGGCCUCGAGGAUGGUGAAGAUCCGGUGCCAGUAUGGGCCAACAAAGUUUGCAGGCGGAGUGCAGGAUACCGGGGCUUUCUGAAUCCAGGGCAAGGGAUGUGUUGACGCGAAGAGCAGGGAUGAAGUGCGCGAGUGUGUGAGCGUGUGUGGUCUAGUGGGGUGCAGGAGUCGAGAGAAUCCGCCCAGCAACUGGGUGAGCAUGCAUGGUCGGCGCGGCGGCGGCAACCGCGAAUAAUGAAUGCGCUGAGUUACAAUCGCCCGCACGAGAAGAUGGAUGGGAUGGGGUUCACCCUGGCUGCCGGCGCGGUUGGCUCAAAGUGUCCAUGGCAGGCCUGGCAGAGAGGGGCAGAGAGCGCGAGACGAUGCAGGAGUAACGAAGUUACGUUGAAGGGGUGCAUGGACCUGCAUGGACAGACAGUGCAGCGGUUCUGGAGGUCUGCCCUUCUGGUAGCUGGCACUGUGCAAGUGAGCUGAUGCGACGUGCCAUCAGGGGGGACAAUUCCCCUCAAUUUUUCGGAACCUUCGGC
Messenger RNA from Chlamydomonas reinhardtii, 1946 nucleotides. RefSeq lists its product as uncharacterized. The record is from RefSeq and is a predicted model, not a curated record. Gene Ontology annotation, molecular function: fructose-bisphosphate aldolase activity. The transcript is spliced from 8 exons. Gene Ontology annotation, biological process: glycolytic process; fructose 1,6-bisphosphate metabolic process. Gene Ontology annotation, cellular component: cytosol. The coding region runs from base 74 to 1186 and encodes 370 amino acids. Lineage: Eukaryota; Viridiplantae; Chlorophyta; Chlorophyceae; Chlamydomonadales; Chlamydomonadaceae.